AUGACGAUAUUUGGUAUUAAACAAGAGGACCCUCUAAAGCAUGUGCCUAGCCCAAACUCUGCUAAAAAUCCUCAACAGUUUGAGCUGGUGCUUACCCCCUUGUUGGGUAUUUUAAGGGACAGAGCUGCGUCAGGGGAUUCUCUUAAAAAAUUUGCAGCAGGGCAUGCAACUGUCCCUGGAGGUGAAACAAUAUACGCACUAGCUCAGUGCACUCCAGACAUAGACAAGCAAAAUUGUAGCAAUUGCCUUAAAGAGUCCGUCUCAGAAAUUCAAACCUGUUGCGGUGGAAAGCAAGGAGGAAGAGUUCUUAAACCCAGCUGCAAUUUAAGGUAUGAGGUUAGUCUUUUCUUUAGGUCUACAACCGAUUCGUUAGUAGAUAUUCCAGCUCCAGUUCCGGCAGCACCAGCACCUAAAGAAGCAAAAAAGAAGAGUAACAUAAAACAAACUGUCAUCAUCAUCGUUGUGGUUUUGGUUGUUUUUGUCACUAUUUUCAGCAGCAUAUGCUUUUUCUUCAGAGUAAAGAAACGAAGGGUAAAACUUGAACAAGAUGAGAAUUCGGAAGACGUUGGUCUGGUGGAAUGGUUGCAAUAUGAUUUUGAAACUAUAAGAUCUGCAACAGAUGACUUCUCUAAUGCAAAUAAGCUUGGACGAGGUGGGUUUGGAGCUGUUUACAGAAACUGAGGCUUCUAUUACUGAGCUUUACGCUCGCUAGCUAAUAUGUUAUGAUCACUUACAAUUGAGUUAUUAAUUAUAGAUAAUGUGUCAUAAUAGAAUGUACAGUAAGUUAUCGAUACAUUGUGAAUAUAAUAUCCUUACAAAAUCCGUCCACCGAUAUAUUGUGGAUAAUAUCUAUAAAUAAAAAUUCAUAAAUUAUAAAAUUUAUGUAUGAACUUGGAUCCU
Molecule: messenger RNA, 900 nt
Organism: Prunus avium (sweet cherry)
Lineage: Eukaryota; Viridiplantae; Streptophyta; Magnoliopsida; Rosales; Rosaceae
Product: cysteine-rich receptor-like protein kinase 25
Source: RefSeq, a predicted model, not a curated record